Closterium sp. Naga37s-1 is the source of this 3060-nucleotide messenger RNA. The record is from the annotation of a GenBank genome assembly. Lineage: Eukaryota; Viridiplantae; Streptophyta; Zygnematophyceae; Desmidiales; Closteriaceae.
AUGGGCCGAGAAGCCCCGGGAGCUCAACCCAGCGGCGCCGGCUUUCCCGGCGCAUCGUCCUUUAGCAGGCUUCCAAAGAAGGAAGAAUCGCAACGCGACGACGAAACGAGUGACGAGAGCAGCGACGAGGAGGAGUGGACUCGCGAGGACGACAAGGGCCGAGAGAUGCAAUUCUCGCGGAUUCUCGAGGGCGUCGUGUUCGCCAUCAGCGGAGUGGCGAAUCCGGAGCGCGGCGAGCUGCGCGGGAAGGCGAUGGAGAUGGGCGCGCGGUACCGGCCGGACUGGACGCCGGAUUGCACGGUGCUCGUCGCCGCAUUCCCCGGCACGCCGAAAGUCAGAUCCGUGACUGCCGACGACGGCACGAUCGUGUAUAAGCGGUGGGUGGAGCAGUGCUACAGUAACCGCCGCCUCAUGAGCAUAUCCCCCCACGUCAUGCAUCUUGGGCGGCCGUGGCGCCAAGGCGGGGCGGCAGACAGGGAUGUGGACGACGGCGGCGGGCGGCGCAGACGAAUCGGCGCGGAGGAGGGGGAGCAGAAGCCCAAGAGGCGGAGGCUGCUGAUUCCCCCAAUGGCUGGGGGCGGAGACAUGGGGGGAGGGAAUGGGGGGAGCCUAUCGGGGGAAGAGCUAGUGGCGCAGUGGGUGGCGGGGGACAUGGUGCAUGUGAGAGCGUUUCUGGAGGAGCAGGAGGAGCAGCCCCCGGAGGGGGAGGUGGAUAGGGUGGCGCGGGAGGGCAUGCUGGCGUGCUUCGAUGACGCCAUUGCUGGCGUGGAGCAAGGGCAGGCGCUCGCAGCGUCGAUUGCCUCUUGGCCCGUUGUGCCCCGUGUGCUGGACCCCCAAACUUCUGUCUCCGCCCCUCCGCACCUCCUCCCCUCCUCUCUCCCGCCGCUGCCGAUUUCCCUGGGGAGUGGGGGGGCGGGGGGAGGGGAGUGCCUGCGGGUGCUAAGGCAGUGGAGGGGGAUGUAUGAGCGGGAGCUGGGGCGGAUGGGGGAGAGGGGGAAGGGGGAGGGGGGAGAAGUGAGUGGGGGAGGUGUAGGGGGGGAGGGAGGGGGCUCAGGGGGCGGGGCAGCGGGAGGAGAGAGGGGUGAGGGGAGUGGAGGGGCAAGAGAGGGGGAUGGAACGGCAGGAGGGACUGGUAGAGAAGGGGGAGGGCAUGGUGGGAAUGGUGGUGUUGGUGAUGCUGCUGCACAAAAUGGUAGUGCUUCUGGUGCGAGCAGUGGUGCUGCUGGCACUGCACCAGAAGAGGGAGAAAGGAAUCCAGAGAAGGGAGAUGGUCGUAGCGGUAACCCUAUCGAUGACUACGACACUGACAGCUGCUCUGAGGGUGGAGUGGGGGAGGGUGUUGCAAAUCCCUUUGUGCAGAGCGGGCGUGAGAAGCUACCGGUGUUCAAGCACAGGGAGGGGAUUCUAUACCUGAUGGAAACACACGCCGUCACAGUGGUGGUUGGGGAGACAGGCAGUGGCAAAACCACUCAGAUCCCACAGUACUUGGUGGAAGCAGGGUGGGCGGCAGGGGGGAGAGUCGUGGCGUGCACUCAACCCAGGAGAGUGGCGGCUCAGAUGGUGGCGAGCAGAGUUGCAGAGGAGAUGGGGGUGGCGCUCGGGGAGAGGGUGGGCUACAGCAUUCGCUUUGAGAAUGUCACCACACAGGGAGUGACGCAAAUCAAGUUCCUCACAGAUGGCGUGCUGCUCCGGGAGAUGAUGGAAGACCCGCUGCUUUCCAGAUACAGUGUGAUCAUGGUGGACGAGGCGCAUGAGCGCAGCUUGGCAACGGAUAUUCUCCUGGGCCUCCUCAAGAAGGUGAUGCGGCGGCGUCCUGACCUCCGAUUGGUCAUCUCAUCUGCCACGUUGGCAGCUGAUGACGUGGCAGCCUUCUUUGACACCAGCCACGAGAAGCUUAAGGUUGUGCCAGGAGGCUCUGACGCCCUUCCCAGCCGCAAGCCAGCGAUCAUGUCCGUGGAGGGGCGCAGCCACCCCGUGCAGCUGCUGUAUCUUGAGGAACCCUCCUCGGACUACCUGCAAACAGCACUUGACACUGUUCUUGCUAUUCACUGCCAGGUGAGGCUCUUCUUCCACAGCACCUCUCUUCUCACCACCCCGUGCAGCUGCUGUACCUUGAGGAACCCUCCUCGGAUUACCUGCAAACAGCACUCGACACCGUGCUCGCCAUUCACUGCCAGAUCGGGUUCCCCCCAUCGGGUUCCCCCCAUCGGGUUCCCCCCAUCGGGUUCCCCCCAUCGGGUUCCCCCCAUCGGGUUCCCCCCAUCGGGUUCCCCCCAUCGGGUUCCCCCCAUCGGGUUCCCCCCAUCGGGUUCCCCCCAUCGGGUUCCCCCCAUCGGGUUCCCCCCAUCGGGCUCCCCCCAUCGGGCUCCCCCCAUCGGGUUCCCCCCAUCGGGUUCCCCCCAUCGGGUUCCCCCCAUCGGGUUCCCCCCAUCGGGUUCCCCCCAUCGGGUUCCCCCCAUCGGGUUCCCCCCAUCGGGUUCCCCCCAUCGGGUUCCCCCCAUCGGGUUCCCCCCAUCGGGUUCCCCCCAUCGGGUUCCCCCCAUCGGGUUCCCCCCAUCGGGUUCCCCCCAUCGGGUUCCCCCCAUCGGGUUCCCCCCAUCGGGUUCCCCCCAUCGGGUUCCCCCCAUCGGGUUCCCCCCAUCGGGUUUCCCCCCAUCGGGUUCCCCCAUCGGGUUCCCCCCAUCGGGUUCCCCCAUCGGGUUCCCCCCAUCGGGUUCCCCCCAUCGGGUUCCCCCCAUCGGGUUCCCCCCAUCGGGUUCCCCCCAUCGGGUUCCCCCCAUCGGGUUCCCCCCAUCGGGUUCCCCCAUCGGGUUCCCCCCAUCGGGUUCCCCCCAUCGGGUUCCCCCCAUCGGGUUCCCCCCAUCGGGUUCCCCCCAUCGGGUUCCCCCCAUCGGGUUCCCCCCAUCGGGUUCCCCCCAUCGGGUUCCCCCCAUCGGGUUCCCCCCAUCGGGUUCCCCCCAUCGGGUUCCCCCCAUCGGGUUCCCCCCAUCGGGUUCCCCCCAUCGGGUUCCCCCCAUCGGGUCCCCCCCAUCGGGUCCCCCCAUUCGGGUUCCCCAUUAG